AUGUUGGCUGCCGUGGCCGAAGCCGGGCCCACGCGCUCGGCGUGGGCGACGGUAAUGCCCCAGUCACACGGGCUGGUAAUCCGGGACGGCGAACCACCGCGCACGGACUUCUUGACGGGAUCGCCGCACGAGCCUGUGGCCUGGGCGAGCUUCCAGGACGACAUCCAAGAAAGCGGGUGGUCGUACCUCCAGAUCGAGUCCAAUCCGCACGUGGAUGAUGAGCAGCAGGCGUAUGCGGCUGGGGCCCUGGAAGCCUACCUGACAAGGGAGCUGAUGGAAAACCAGUGGGCGAACCUCUUCGCACCCUACUGUGACAACCAGACCGAGUACUGCAGCAGGCUCAACGACUUCGUAACCAGGAACCUCGUGUACACGCGCGAGCAACAGCACAAGUUCAAGGAGAGCGACCCCUUCUGGAACAUGAUUCUAGCCUGCUCGGCGCUCGUCAAGGUGGUGGGCGACUUCGAAGACAUGUAUAUCGGACACGACGCCUGGUUCCUGUACCGGGGAAUGCUGCGCGUACAGAAGCAGUAUAUCUUCCCCUGGCACCGGACGGCGCAGCUCACCGGUGUAGGACACAUCUCUCGAUUCUGUCGGCAACGUCGUUGGGCACCGAGGUGCUACGAGUCACAGUCAACGUCCUAUGGCACCGAAAGCCGUAACUUCGACCAUUCCUGGCCUCCACGCUCCUUUCCUUCAUCGACAACCUUCCCCAUCAACAGUCCACGACGGGAUCAGCGACUCACCCGUUUCAGACCGCAGUCUAACUGCACCGUUCUCUCGUCAACGUCGCUCUCCUUCACCGAGACGACGUUCAUUCUCGCCACCACCGUCGGAAAACUAGACUGCGCGGCCGAUAGAGAGGACAUCGUCCCAGGCCACACAAUCACCAUGUCAUCUUACGCCGGGAACCUGGUUUCCUGGGACAACUUCUACUUGUCUUCAACGGGACUGGUUAUCACAGAGACGUCAAUUGUGAACAGCAACCAGACGCUGUGGGACACCGUAGUGCCUGAAAGCGGUCCCUUCACCUGGAUCAGAACCGCUAUAGCCACCCGCCUGGCUCUCACGGGUGAGGAGUGGGUCGACAUCACCGCCCGGGACAACAGCGGCACCUAUUUCCCCGACAUCUUCGCCAUCAGUGAACAACUUCCCUUAGUGGAGCAGUACGGCGACAUCUAUACAUUCGAGAACUGCCCACGUGCCAAGAUCUUCAGGCGAGAUCACGCCAAGGUCAAAGACAUGGACUCCAUGUUAAAAUUGAUGAGGUACAACGACUUCAAGAAUGACCCGUUGUCUAUGUGCAACUGCACACCACCAGAGAACCCAACCUAUGCCGUCGCCGCCCGAUAUGACCUCAUGGACCCGCAAGGAACCUACGAUACACCCGGGAUGUACAGGCACGCUGUCGGAGGCAUCGAUGCGAAGGUGACCAGCUCCAGUCUGUUCUCGUCAUUGGAGUUUAUCGGCGUCAGUGGGCCCACGUGGGACGACCAGCCGCCGUUCCAGUGGAGCACGAGCCAAUUGAAGGACCUACACGCCGGUCAGCCCGAUAGGUGGCAGUUCGAGCCAGUACACCGCAAAUGGGCGGAGCCACGUGUCCAGUGGCGCUCUGAGCUGUAG
This is a messenger RNA of Dermacentor andersoni, 1623 nucleotides long. Its product is annotated as putative phospholipase B-like 2. Gene Ontology annotation, molecular function: glycerophospholipase activity. NCBI's taxonomy places the organism in Eukaryota, Metazoa, Arthropoda, Arachnida, Ixodida, Ixodidae. Gene Ontology annotation, biological process: phospholipid catabolic process. Gene Ontology annotation, cellular component: extracellular region. The record is from RefSeq and is a predicted model, not a curated record.